AUGGAUAAUGAGAUGGCGCAUUAUGCAUGCGACUGUUGGGACGCGGAAAUAUUGGUCUCAUCUGGAUGGGUGGAAUGCGUUGGUUGUGCUGAUCGUUCGGCAUUUGACCUUACCCAGCAUACGAAAGCUACUGGACGUUCAUUGAUUGCACAAAAGCCCGUCGACCCACCUAGGUUUGUCCAUACGACAGAACCGGAAUGGAACAAAAAGGAGCUGGGACUCACGUUCAAGAAGACUUCACAAGUUAUCAUGAAGACGGUCGAGUCAUUGCCGACAGAUGAACUGGAGAAAAUCAGAGCAGCUACAGAUAAUGAGCAAGGAAUUAACACUACACACCUAGUGGAGGAUUUCACACCCAAUGUCAUCGAGCCCUCUUUCGGUCUUGGACGAAUACUUUAUGCAUUGCUGGAGCAUAGCUACUGGGCUCGUGAGAGCGAUAUCGCUCGAGGAGUCUUGUCUCUACCGCCAUUGGUAGCUCCGAUCAAAGUCCUUAUUGUUCCAAUCUCCUCCCAAGAGGUCUUCAAACCGAUAAUUCACGAGAUUGCCAUGAAACUUCGAAAAGCUGGAAUAUUCUCACGGGUGGAUGACUCCAGUGUCACUAUUGGACGGAGAUAUUCGCGUAAUGAUGAGUUGGGAACUCCCUUCGGUUUGACCAUCGACUUUGCUU
Acaulospora colombiana is the source of this 667-nucleotide messenger RNA. The record is from the annotation of a GenBank genome assembly. NCBI's taxonomy places the organism in Eukaryota, Fungi, Glomeromycota, Glomeromycetes, Diversisporales, Acaulosporaceae.